UUGCGUUAUAGAGAAAAGAAAAUACCGCUACCAAGGCAAGAUGAAGAAUCGUUAAAAAAAUACCUAAGAACACAAGAUUUUGGCAAUUUGAUCAGCUUUCUAAACGCAUUUCAAGAUUUUAUGCCCGUCGUUAUUGGCGAUAAAUCUGCUCUGGAAAGAAUCGCGUAUGAAUUUUGUGAAACUCAGUCAAAGCUCAAUAUCUUAUACACCGAACUUCGCUACAGCCCUCACUACUUUUCAAAUACUGCUAGGAAUUUUCUGUGGGACAAGUUUCCUCCGUAUCACGGUAAAGGCGACCUCACUCCGGAGCAGACGGUGGAAGCCGUGAACAAGGGAUUGCUUCGAGGCCGGACGGAUUUUGGAGUCCAUGUCUACAGUAUUCUCUGUUGCAUGGAGGAUCAUCCAGAAUGGUCAAAAACAGUACUUGACAUAUGCACCAAACUCCGAAAUGAAGGCGUGGUUGGUAUUGAUCAGGCCGGGGCAAAUACUGGUUUUAGCGAACAAGCCGUGCGGAUUUUUGAGGAAGCUGAACGUCGAGGAAUUUUCCGAACAGCACAUGCAGGGGAAACAGGAAGCGCUGACUGUGUUAAACAGGAACUGCACGUAAAUCGAAUAGGUCAUGGUUAUCGCGUAUUUCGAGACCUGUCCGUUUAUGACCUAGCGAAGAAAAAAAAUAUUCAUUUCGAAAUUUGCCCGCUGUCCAGCGUAAUGACCGGUGCCGUAAGUAAUAAAUGGGACAGUCAUCCAGUGCACAAGUUGCUUGAAGACAAGGGCAACUUUUCGAUCAAUACCGAUGACCCGACCCUUCUUGGCAACGAUUUGAACAGCGAAUUUCAGCUCUGUGCCGAAAAACUUGGGUUCACACCACAAGACUUCUUUCACGUGGUAAGUUCCACCAACUGUUUAAAUGCAGAUUAAAA
Messenger RNA from Soboliphyme baturini, 920 nucleotides. The record is from the annotation of a GenBank genome assembly. NCBI's taxonomy places the organism in Eukaryota, Metazoa, Nematoda, Enoplea, Dioctophymatida, Soboliphymatidae.